AUGUCAAAGAUGAUGCUGCCCUUGUUGCUCGGCGGGCUCGUCGGGCUCGCGGCGGCGCAGUUCCCGCCCACGCCCGAGGGAAUCAAGGUGCUCAAGUCCAAAUUCCACCAGAAUGUCACCAUCUCGUACAAGGAGCCCGGCAUCUGUGAGACGACGCCGGGCGUCAAGUCGUACGCCGGCUACGUGCAUCUGCCUCCCGGCAUUCUGGACGACGUCGACGGCGAAGCGCAGGACUACCCGAUCAACACCUUCUUCUGGUUCUUCGAGGCCCGCAAGGCACCCGAGAACGCCCCGUUGGCCAUCUGGCUCAACGGCGGCCCCGGCGGGUCGUCCAUCAUGGGCCUCCUGGAGGAGAACGGCCCCUGCUUCGUCAACGAGGACUCCAAGACGACGCGCCUGAACCCCUGGAGCUGGAACAACGAGGUCAACCUCCUCUACAUCGACCAGCCCACCCAGGUCGGCUUCUCCUACGACACGCCCACCAACGUCACGAUCCACGAGGCCCUGGACCCGGACCUCGGCCCCGGCAUGCACAUGUACCCGGCCGACUUCGGCGACGGCGGGAGCCUGCCGGAGGCCGGGAACUACACGUACCGGUACGGCACGGCGUCGAGCCAGGAGACCUCGCACACGGCCAACACGACGGCGCACGCGGCGCACGCGCUGUGGCACUUUGCCCAGACCUGGUUCUUCGAGUUCCCCGGCUACCGCCCUGCCGACGACCGCGUCAGCCUCUGGGCCGAGUCGUACGGCGGGCACUACGCGCCGGGCAUCUUCCGGCACUUCCAGGCGCAGAACGAGCGCAUCCGGGACGGGUCGUCGGCCGAGAGGAACGCGCGGUACAUCCACCUCGACACGCUCGGUAUCGUCAACGGCCUCAUCGACCUCGCCGUCCAGGGCGAAUCGUGGAUCACCUUUCCCUACAACAACGUCUUCAACCAAUCCAUCCACGACCGGCUGUUGCACAACUGGACGCGGCCGGACGGCUGCCGAGACCUCAUUCUCGGGUGCCAAGAGGCCCUCAAGGAACACGGCCCGCUCGUCGCCAAGGGCGUCAAGACGAACGCCACCGAGGUGUGCUGGCUGUUCCUCGAGGAGUGCGGAUACAGCGCCGCGAUGCUGUACCAGACGAUCCCGGACGGCAAGGGGUGGUACGACAUCGGCCACGACCGAAACGACCCCUUCCCGGCGCCGCAUAUGUACGGCUACCUCACCGAGGGCGAGGUCCUAUCGUCUCUGGGCGUGCCGGUCAACUAUUCGGAAUCCUCGGGGGCUGUGGGCAAGGGCUUCGGCCAGACGUUUGAUAUGAUCCUGGGCGGGUUCGGCGAGUCGAUUGGAUACCUCCUCGACAACGGAGUCAAGGUCCACAUGAUGUACGGCGACCGCGACUACGCCUGCAACUGGGUCGGCGGCGAAAAGGCGAGCCUGGCGAUCCCCUACAGCCGGUCGGCCGCCUUCGCCUCCGCGGGCUACGCGCCCCUCAUCACGCCCGACGGCGUCACGGGCAUGACGCGGCAGCUCGGCAACUACAGCUUCUCGCGCGUGUUCCAGGCGGGCCACGAGGUGCCGGCGUACCAGCCCGUCGCGGCGUACGAGAUCUUCAUGCGCGCCACCUUCAACCGCGACAUCGCGACGGGGCUCGUGCCCGUGACGGACGCGCUGGCGACGGUCGGCGUCCGCGACACGUGGCACAUCAAGAACGCGCCGCCGCCGCCGCCGGACCCGAUCUGCUACGUGCUCAAGCCCGAGACGUGCCGUCCCGAGGUGUGGGAGAGGGUCGCCGACGGCACGGCGCGCGUGAAGGACUGGUAUGUGGUCGGGGGGGUUGGUGAUGACGGUGAUGAUGAUGAUGAUGUCGAUGCGCAGAGUGGCCGGUCCGACGGGCAAGUUUCUGAAGAGCUGUAA
This is a messenger RNA of Colletotrichum higginsianum IMI 349063, 1905 nucleotides long. Its product is annotated as Serine carboxypeptidase. Gene Ontology annotation, cellular component: fungal-type vacuole. The transcript has 6 exons. Gene Ontology annotation, molecular function: serine-type carboxypeptidase activity. NCBI's taxonomy places the organism in Eukaryota, Fungi, Ascomycota, Sordariomycetes, Glomerellales, Glomerellaceae. Bases 1 to 1905 code for a protein of 634 amino acids. The record is from RefSeq and is a predicted model, not a curated record. Gene Ontology annotation, biological process: proteolysis.